GGUGCUAUCUACAUUCUGGGGACAUCGAUCGUGGCCUUAAAACUUUUGAAGACUACAUGAGUUCAGGGAAGCCGACUAUAGUGGAACUAUAUGUGACACUUGUAGAGGGAGCCAUGGUUGGGCAUACUCCCAAGGGAAUGCAACUUGCUCAAGACACGCUGGUAAACAUGAAUUCCAGGGACUUCUUCUUGAGCCCAAAAAUGGGGAGUGAUCUCCUCCUUUUAGCUUCUGGUGAAAAAAUUGGUGGAUAUACUACUGCUAACUAUAUAUGGGAUCUGAUGCAAGCUGGAAACUUUAUUCCUUCACCUCCUGCUGUGGAAGCAUAUUACAAGGGCUUAAAAGAACGUGAAAUACCUGAAGAUGAUCCACGACUGUUGCUGGUUUCUAAGACUUACGACAACCUUCGCCAAAGAUCUGGACCAGGACCUCGACGACCUUAGUUGGAUGAUAACAAAAGAUUCCUUGGAGAGUCUUUGGCAUGGAUUUUUUGGUUAUAUUAGUUAUGUUUUGAUGCAAGAGAUACAACUACAAGGAUUUGUGCAGGCCUAAUCCUCUGUUGUAUCAAAGAUCAUGUAGAAUUUAUAAUGGUCUCUGUAUUGUUCUUAGCUUCAUACACAGUUUUAAUCAAGUUUUAGAAUGAGAAACAUGAGGAAUAAGGACAUUGUAGUAUUUUGAUAUUUCUUCAAGUAAAGCAUCAAUGUGUUGGCUGCUUCUUA
This is a messenger RNA of Quercus robur (English oak), 716 nucleotides long. Its product is annotated as pentatricopeptide repeat-containing protein At4g35850, mitochondrial-like. Gene Ontology annotation, cellular component: mitochondrion. NCBI's taxonomy places the organism in Eukaryota, Viridiplantae, Streptophyta, Magnoliopsida, Fagales, Fagaceae. The coding region runs from base 57 to 440 and encodes 127 amino acids. The record is from RefSeq and is a predicted model, not a curated record. The transcript is spliced from 5 exons.